Molecule: messenger RNA, 2026 nt
Organism: Ruditapes philippinarum (Manila clam)
Lineage: Eukaryota; Metazoa; Mollusca; Bivalvia; Venerida; Veneridae
Product: cell adhesion molecule 2-like
Exons: 4
Source: RefSeq, a predicted model, not a curated record
UGAAGCCUAGCCAGCCAACAGUUACACAGACAUCUGUUGUAUCAGCUGGUAGUACUGUAACAGUAAGUUGUACAACAAGUGGGUGUAGACCAGCAGCCAGUAUAUCCUGGUUAUAUCAAGGUGUGACAUAUAACGGCAGUACAACAAAUGCAGCCGAUGCUGCAGCAGAAACAUUUACAGUUGUUUCUACGUAUACUAGACAGGUGACGGCUGCGGAUAAUGGACAAAGUAUACAGUGUAUAGUUACUCAUCCUGCAUUAGUGAGUCCAGAACAGCUGACCGAAUCAAUAAAUUUAAAUGUUCAAUUGAAUGUGACAGUAAAGACAAACAACACCACUGCGAUAAUCGUAGGAGUAGUUCUCGGCAUACUGAUAGUUGUCUUGUUGGUAUAUUCCAUAUACGUUACAUUACGGAUGAAAAGAAGGCAUGACCCUGGCCAGAAUAAAGAUAUCUCCGAAGAUACAAAAGGCAGAGAGUAUGUAAAUGUGGAAGAUCCAAUCAAACUUAAAACAAACGAUGUAAAGGAGGGAAGGACAUCUCCUCACGAUGCUCAAGCCUCAGAAAGUCAAUAUACAGAGCUCGAUAAAGAUCUUAAAGAAGCAGAAUCUACAUACGAUGCUAUUCAACCAUUUGAAAUGACAACAUAAAUGUGUCUUUAAACACACGUCCUAUGCACAUGUUUGAAUGUACAAGCUGGACGUUAGAACAUUUAGUGUGCAUUGAUUGAAUGCAUAUGACAAAAACUGAGAAAAAUAAUUGAAUUCUUUUACGCUUGCUAUAGAGAAAGUAUUUUUGACAUAAGCAUGACAAACAAAACACAUCACCAAAUGCAACGGAUGCUUCUCGAAUAUGUAUACUAUGCUAUUUGAUGAAUUUAAAUUGAGGACGUAAACGUGUCAUUAACUACAAGUCAGGUGUAUGAUUUUGUUACACUUAAAGUUUGAAUGCAUAUGUUUUAUGUUAUUAGCAAGGAUUGGCUUUAUGCCGUUGUGAAAAUGUUAAGAAAAUCUGUUUUGUCAUUAGAAUAAAUAAAGACUUGGCCAAAUAAUGAAAUAAAAAUCGACGUUUUACAGAAAUGUAUAGAAGUUAAGAAUAGCAUGUUUUAUCAUGGCUACAUAGAUGAUAAUCAAUUUAUCUGAUAUAUACUAUUUAUUGGACCCUGUGCAACAGUUAUUUAUGAAAAUAAUGUGUCUUAAAAAUAUUCAUAUUUUUUGUUAUUACAUAAUUAAGAUUUUUAUAAUAUUGCAACGUCAAAACAAAAGAUAAAAAUAUAAAUUUAAGGACUCAAAACAAAAUAAUAUGUAUAACUGCUAUGCCAUUGCUCUUCUUUUUCUUUAAAUAUGUUUGCACGUUCAUUAUUUGACCUUUCAUUCUUUUUAUUUUAUGUCAACUGGAAGAAUUAAUUAUGGCACAGAAUGUAGCAUAUAUUUGUUCAGGUUUUUUUGCUUUUAAUAAUGAAGUCGCUUUUCAACUUUCGUGACAUGUAAAUAAAGGCUACUUAGUUUAAUGUAGCUUAUCUUAGUUUAAUGUUAAGUAAGAUUAUGCAAACUUAAUAAUUUUCAAAAAGGAUCUUCAUUUUAAAAAUUGUGUUCUUUAUUUUUAAUAUUUUGUCAAAGAAUAUGAAGCAUUCUACAAUAAAUUACUACGUUGUUUGCUGUUUAUGCAGUCUAAACGAAGAAAACAAUAAAAUGACACUCCUUGAGAUUUAUUUAUGUUCUUUAUCAGUACAAUGUCCACUUCUAAUACUUCUGCUUAUAUCACAACUAAUUUUUUCCUGAUAUUGUAUCUUCUUCAUUAUGUCGCCAUCCAAUGUUAAAUUAAGAACACAUCGACAUUGGCUUAAUGUGGUCAGAUAAUUUGGCUGUAUACGUCUUCCCAUUUGACCAAUAUCUAUAAAAUUACAGAUUUUUGAACUGUUAAAGAUAAAUGCAGUACAAUGUAUAAUUUAGAAUAAAUAUAGGUUUCAUUUCAUAUUGUUAGUUCAUUUUCACAGUAACAAUUUGUAGAAAUACAUGUAUUAAAAUGA